Durotheca rogersii is the source of this 1251-nucleotide messenger RNA. RefSeq lists its product as uncharacterized. The transcript has 2 exons. The record is from RefSeq and is a predicted model, not a curated record. Bases 242 to 949 code for a protein of 235 amino acids. NCBI's taxonomy places the organism in Eukaryota, Fungi, Ascomycota, Sordariomycetes, Xylariales, Xylariaceae.
GGUCCAAACGUCAAUCUGCAGGGUCCUGCAGCCGACUCAUGCACCUAGCUAUUUGCGGCAUGGUGGUACUGGCGCUGGUUCGGCUGGUUGCUGGCUGCUGGCUUUGGCCCCAUCCAGGACCCCUGCACCGGCCCUCUCUCCGCAGUACGACAGCGAAGCCCUGCUUCUAUGACGUCGCCCCCCCUCCUGACGUCACCGCACCGAGAGCCUUGGAAAAAAAAAACAUAGGCGACGGGCGUGCAUGGGACUGGUAUCACCACUUACAUCAUACUCCGCCCUCGCUUGCCGUUGUUUUGCAUCAUCGACAAUCCUUCGGGUGCAUUCCGUCGGACUAGCUCAUCCUAGAUUCCGUUUCCGACCCAGGCCCAAUCACCCCGUGGGUGAGGCGGUCGGUUUUCCUCUCCCGAUUCCUGUCUGGAACAGGCGCACACAUCAUGAUGUCGCGCAUCUGUCAUAUCUAUGCAUUCUGCGGGGUUCCUGCGCGAGAAUUUGCGGAAGACGGGGGUUUCGCUUGGGGAUCGGGUCAUCGAGACCGGAAACUCGGCAGAAAAUAAUAAAAACACUGCAUCAAAACAAGGGCGGGAUUAGUGAAUCGGGUCUAAACGCAUAUUUCUUUUCUCGUUUACGUCACCGAGGAUAUUUCCUAGGGGAAAAGGGGCGGAUGGGAGAGACCCCUUCAAUUCCGGGGGCUAUAGACUGGGGGAAAUCAAAAAUUGCCGGCAUCAGAUCAGCGACUACGCAUAUUUGCUUCGUAUCGCCUGCUUUCUUCUUCUUCUUCCUCUUCGUUAUCUUCUCGCAUCCGCAGUUCACUAAAUGUACCACUAGCCAACCCCGUGUAUACAAAUUUGUAAGCUCGCCGCCAGUGAGCGUCCGUGUUGGUCACCACCUGUACUAUUAUACUGGGAUUGGAGCGGCUGCCACUAUAUUGCUAUCACGCGAUCGUUGUUAGCCCAAGGAGAGAUGGUGAUAUAUCCCGUUGCCGAGGAGAGAGGACAAGAGAGAGGACAAGAGAGGGGGGGGGGUGGUAGGAAUGUCCCCGGACCCGGCUCCGGCGCCGGGGCGCAAAAGAGGUGAUGGGAGGAAAGGGAGGGAGAGAGGACAUAUAGACGACAGAAAUGACACUUCGCGCGAGGGGGCUUAGCUAAUUACUACAUACCUUCGGGACCCCUACCCGCCCGGCGGGCAUAGUAAUAAUGCUAAUGAUGCUACCUAGAACCUCUCGGAUCUUGAUUACUGGUGACGGAUCUGGUU